This is a messenger RNA of Penicillium canariense, 426 nucleotides long. RefSeq lists its product as uncharacterized. The record is from RefSeq and is a predicted model, not a curated record. The transcript has a single exon. Bases 1 to 426 code for a protein of 141 amino acids. NCBI's taxonomy places the organism in Eukaryota, Fungi, Ascomycota, Eurotiomycetes, Eurotiales, Aspergillaceae.
AUGGUCUAUACCCUGCCGCACCCUCCCUCUGGGCUUUGUCGCGGUUCGCUUGGCGGUCCUGGGUCCUCAACACGAUCUCUGGCACCGCACUCUUUCACUCCCAUCAGCCCAUCCGGCUCUAUCACACUUGCUCGACCCUGGCUCUGUCCCACUCACACCAACCCCAAGCCACCAAAUCGCUCGGCAGCUUCUGGACGGGUAUUCGCCCGGAUCUGCUGGACCGCUGGAAGUCCUGUCCGACCGUGGCUCCAGCCGGUCGACCGACACCUGUCUUCGCUUCUUCAGGCACCGGCCAGUCUGACGACCGCGGUUCCCCUCUUUUCCCUACCCAUCCUGGAACGCGAUCCUGCUGGUCUGGACGCCGUAGACUUUGUGGUUGACGGGCCGUCUUAUUAUCCCGUACCAGAAGCUCGAAGCUGGACCUGA